Funneliformis mosseae is the source of this 207-nucleotide messenger RNA. The record is from the annotation of a GenBank genome assembly. Lineage: Eukaryota; Fungi; Glomeromycota; Glomeromycetes; Glomerales; Glomeraceae.
AUGCAAAAAACAGUACUUAACAUUCUGACCGGCCGAUGGAUCAAUCCAAAUGAAGAUAUUGAAACUAUGUAUAUCAGUGAAUUUGCAUUAGAUCCCCUAGUCGACUUCUACUAUUCAGCCUUAAUUCCGCCUUUAUCUGUCUUAACAAUUAGAGCAGAUAUUCGUGAAAAAUUUAUUAUUAGCGUAGAGUCUGCUGUUAUAAGAGAA